Branchiostoma floridae (Florida lancelet) is the source of this 1686-nucleotide messenger RNA. Its product is annotated as solute carrier family 35 member G1-like. The record is from RefSeq and is a predicted model, not a curated record. Gene Ontology annotation, cellular component: membrane. Lineage: Eukaryota; Metazoa; Chordata; Leptocardii; Amphioxiformes; Branchiostomatidae. Bases 470 to 1489 code for a protein of 339 amino acids. The transcript has a single exon.
GCCUAGGGGGCCAAAUACUAUAGACAACUUCCCAUGGUUUGAUCAAACCUUUGAAUCAGUAACUUCAUCUGUACAUACAACUUUCUACUGUAACAGUAUAUGGCAUGUGCUCGACUAACGGACGAGUGGUUGAAAAAAGUUCACUCCAAGGAGUCGGAGAUGAUCAUAAUGUUUUUCCUGCGCUUUUUACGUGCUGGAUAUCGCUGUGUAUGUAAUGUAGGUCAGGAGUUCAUACAUAGAUACGGGUCAGGACCUCUUGCAAACAGGUUGGUUCAGUCCAGUUCAUCGGAGGUGAGAGGACACCAUUUUUUUUACUGUCGAGCAUGACGUGACGGAGUUCGUCAUCCUGAAGUCGUAUAUCAUCUUCAAGUACCCUCUGAAGUGCCAGAGAAGGACAUGCUCGUUGAUGCAAACGUCCUAAACAACCUCACUUAGGAAAUAUCUGACUCCGGGUCCGCAAAGAAGCAAAAUGGUGACAACAACUGAUUACCGAAAAAUGACGGAAGGCUCCAGCUUUUCAAAGACAGUAGUUAAUCUUAAAUCUGCUGCCAGUCUGGUGUUGUCUGUGUCUUCUGCGUUCCUGAGCGCCCUCGCAGCACAUUUCAUGACCUUGAGUAGUCAGGCAGGCGUGCCCGGGCUGCAGCUGAUAUUUCUCGCCAAACUUGCACAGUUCCUAUGCGUUCUCGUGGUCCUGCCAUACUUCAGGCCGAAGCUGACAGCUGAAGACACACGGCAAGGGAUGGUCCUGUUUCUGUUAGCUGUGAUUGACAACUUGGGAACCAUCUUGGUAUUCAUGUCCUUCGUCUACGUCAUGCCCGGACUCGCCUUCGGGAUCAUCCAAGGACUGAUUCCACUCUCCACCGCCUGUAUUGGAUACAUUUUCUUGAAAGAACGUGUGGGUGUCAUCGACUCCUGUGGUAUCCUUUGCAGCGUAGCUGGAGUUGUCCUCGUCGCGGUGGGGAUGGCCAUGGGGGCCGCUCCGUCCACACAUCGGCUCACGGUCGCCAUUCUUCUGCCUAUUGUAGCAGCUUUCUCCAGGGGUCCACAUAACGUUAUUACCCGGUUGCUUGUCGGGUUCCGGGCGGUGUCUGUACUCACCGUCACGUUUUACGAUCAGCUGCUGGGAACAGUCUUGCUGCUGCCGGGGACGUACAUGUUUGAGACACCGCGGUGGACAUUGUCGGCACCGACAAUAGGGUACGUCAUCGGACUAUGUCUAUGUGACUCGUUGGCAUCAAUUUUAUUAAAAGUUGUGCUUAAGCUGGAAAAGGCUGGCGCUACGGCGGUGUUAAUGACACUUAGCAUACCUUUCACCAUACUGCUGGACUACCUUUUCCAGUCGCAUGUCCACGGCCCCAUGGAACUCGGCGGUAUCACACUUGUAGUGCUGGGUACCGCUGUGGUGGGAGGGCACUCGUGGUGGGGGCACCGUCAGGAGAUGCGCCGUAAUAAUCUCUUAGAGACGAUGAACUUUGACAAGUCGACGUAGCAGUGUUUUACUUAACACAACAGCAUCAUAAAUCAGUAACCGCCUUCUAUUCGGAGCGCGUUUGAGAGCAUAGUCUCAGAUCGAAAGCGUCCUCUAGUGGAAACAUAUCAUCUUGCAACGUAAAAACAACCAGCGUUUCUUCCAUUACUCAAUUUGCCAGGUAUUAUCACAGAUAAAUAAAAUCCCUCAACACCAUA